AUGUCUGGCAUCGCCCUCAGCCGCCUUGCCCAGGAGAGGAAGGCCUGGAGGAAGGACCACCCGUUCGGUUUCGUAGCUGUACCAACAAAGAAUCUAGAUGGCACGAUGAAUCUCAUGAACUGGGAAUGUGCUAUUCCAGGGAAGAAAGGGACACCAUGGGAAGGAGGUUUAUUUAAAUUACAGAUGCUAUUCAAGGAUGAUUAUCCUUCUUCGCCCCCAAAAUGCAAGUUUAAGCCACCAUUAUUCCACCCGAAUGUGUACCUGUCAGGUACAGUGUGUCUGUCCAUCUUAGAAGAGGAUAAGGAUUGGAGGCCUGCCAUCACAAUUAAACAGAUCUUGUUAGGAAUCCAAGAACUCCUAAAUGAACCAAAUAUUCAAGAUCCAGCUCAAGCAGAGGCCUACACAAUUUAUUGCCAAAACAGAGUGGAAUAUGAAAAGAGGGUUCGAGCACAAGCCAAGAAAUUUGCACCAUCAUAAGCUCCUGUCAUGCAGCAUC
This is a messenger RNA of Gekko japonicus, 496 nucleotides long. RefSeq names its product SUMO-conjugating enzyme UBC9. Gene Ontology annotation, cellular component: nucleus. Lineage: Eukaryota; Metazoa; Chordata; Lepidosauria; Squamata; Gekkonidae. The transcript has 6 exons. Gene Ontology annotation, biological process: protein sumoylation. Bases 1 to 477 code for a protein of 158 amino acids. The record is from RefSeq and is a predicted model, not a curated record. Gene Ontology annotation, molecular function: SUMO conjugating enzyme activity.